AUGUUAUCUUAUCGGAAAACAAGUCAUACUCUCAAGCCAGCAGAGCUUGAAGACCUGAACUUGAAGAAGAUCUACCAUACGAAAGCAAGUGACUUGACGUCGGUGUUGGGCAUUAUAAUAUUGUGGAGGCUCAGCAGGAUCUUGUUUUACUCCUCCAAGCCUGUAGUGGAGGACAUCAUGAGUCAAGCAUUCGCCGCAGUCCCUCGUGGAGCUACGGCAGCAGGUCAAGGAGGUGGAAAGUUCGAUUCAAGAAACAUUCUCCGAAAGAUCCUGCAGAACGUGGGCGUCAGGCGUUUGUUGGACUGGUUGCAGAGGUAG
Messenger RNA from Marasmius oreades (fairy-ring Marasmius), 318 nucleotides. RefSeq lists its product as uncharacterized. NCBI's taxonomy places the organism in Eukaryota, Fungi, Basidiomycota, Agaricomycetes, Agaricales, Marasmiaceae. The transcript has 2 exons. The coding region runs from base 1 to 318 and encodes 105 amino acids. The record is from RefSeq and is a predicted model, not a curated record.